Molecule: messenger RNA, 802 nt
Organism: Xenopus laevis (African clawed frog)
Lineage: Eukaryota; Metazoa; Chordata; Amphibia; Anura; Pipidae
Exons: 5
Coding region: 106-765 (219 amino acids)
Source: RefSeq, a predicted model, not a curated record
UAUAAUUGUAUUGGGUUGUUUUAUCUAUGGAAAGUUCCUUUUGUUUCCAAAUACAAUUAGAGAUAAUGACCUAUUUAUCACUGUUUAUGUUGCAGGAGUAGAACAAUGUCGAGAAGAGAAUGUCGAUGUUUAAGAACUAUCCGAAAUGUAUUUCGACGUAAAAACGAGGUUCAUCCUCUGAUCAUCGAUGAUACUAAGCCGAUGAACUACAACGUGCCGACCCCCGUGCACCUUUUCCAAGUGUCGCCGGUGAUGUGUCCAGAAGCACGGAUAGAGAAAGAAGAAAAGGAGAUCGAAAAAACGGUUAUAAAAGAAGAAACCGUAGAGGAAGAGAAAAUAGAAAUCGAGGAUUGUGAAAGCAGCUUUUCUGACCCGAUUCAGAUGACUCCUAGUUCUGGAGCGAUAUUGAUGGUCGUACAAGAAGCUGAGAUAGAACAAGAAUCCACUUCAGAAAUCGCCCCUGCUGUUUCCUUACCAGCCGACUGUACUGAACUGCUGGAGACACUAGUACUAGACAGUACUUCAUUAGUGACGGAACAUCUAGAAGAGUCAGAUGCAGCAACAGGCAGUGACAAUAGCUUAGAAUUCCUAUCUGAGCAUCUGCCAGAAGAUGAAGAAGAAAAAUCACUUGAGCCAAUUAUGGUUGAUCCAAGCUCCGGGGCAAUGCUGAUUGUGGUCCAAGAGGCCCAAACAGGUACAGUGUAUGAUCCAUCCCUAGUUCUUGUACUGUCUGUGGCCAUGAUUUCAACUAGUUCAGCUGAUUAAACUGAAGAAGCCACUCGGAUGAGUGGGGAAAUGUUUU